GGCGACGGCACACAGUUUCAACCAGUUCCACAAAUGGCGCCACAAAUGUAUAAUAAUUGCACAUGUUUGAAUAUUGCAGGGUGUCCGCAUCUUGCUACUUUUAAUGAUAGCCACGAUCAUUGGAUUACGGUACCAGGAAUGAUCUCAGAUUAUUUAGUGCUCGAUGGUGCACUUGCUUCUACAUUUGAAUGCUAUUAUAAUGAGACAGUACCGAUAACGCUAAAAUCAUUAUCGAAUGAUUCAGACAAACAUUUUGUGAUGAAAUCAACUAUAGAAACGCUACUGAAUGAAUUGAUGAUUGAUGAAAUGAGCAUCCAUUUAUUGAUCAUGAAUAUUCCUACUGGAAUGAGUCAAAGAACUGCUGCACAUUAUGACGAUAUUGAUGUUCGUAUGCAUAGUUAUGUCAAUCAACACAGUCGAAGUUUUCUUUAUCCUGCUUAUCGCAACUUUCAUCAUUUUUAUAUAGCACCUGGUAUAGUGCAUAAACCUCACCAUGGCCAUCAUAGACAUCGAUUUUAUGGACUUUAUAGUUAUGAAGAUGAUGAUAAUGAUGAUGAUGAACGAGUUUAUCAGCAAUACUGGAUGUAUUAUUAA
Messenger RNA from Adineta ricciae, 594 nucleotides. Lineage: Eukaryota; Metazoa; Rotifera; Eurotatoria; Adinetida; Adinetidae. The record is from the annotation of a GenBank genome assembly.